Molecule: messenger RNA, 976 nt
Organism: Zingiber officinale
Lineage: Eukaryota; Viridiplantae; Streptophyta; Magnoliopsida; Zingiberales; Zingiberaceae
Product: 50S ribosomal protein L9-like
Exons: 7
Coding region: 118-783 (221 amino acids)
Biological process (GO): translation
Cellular component (GO): ribosome; mitochondrion
Molecular function (GO): structural constituent of ribosome
Source: RefSeq, a predicted model, not a curated record
GAGAAGAAAAUUACAUAUUUCUUAACUCCUUCCGCCCUUCCGGCGUUUUGGGCACCGCUCACUCUCGCGAAGGAAGUCCAGCGACUGAUCGGAGAACGAUCGAGCUUAUCGGUCAACAUGUCGCCCGCUCGUUGUUGUGGAGCUGCUGUGUUUCGCCACCUCCUUGGCUCGCAGUCAUCGUCCUUGGCUAAUAUUACCGACCCAUUCUUGUUUUCUGCCCAAGGUGUUAGGCACAGAAAGCUUGAGGUGAUCCUCACCACGACGAUCAACAAGUUGGGGAAAGCUGGGGAUACGGUGAAGGUGGCGCCAGGGCAUUUCCGCAACCAGCUGAUGCCUAAGCUGCUCGCUGUCCCAAACAUAGAGAAGUACGCUUUCCUCAUGCGGGAGCAACGCAAGCUUUAUCAACGGGAUGAAGUGGAAUUGGCAAAAGAAGCUCCAAUCACUGAGCAAGUCAAAGAGCAAGAGGAAACAUCAGAUAGCAAGGCAAUGCAAGAAAAAUUGAAGGAAUAUCAGGCAGCAGCAAGGCGUCUUGAUAAUGCUCGCCUUACCUUGUGGAGGUACAUUAAAGUUGACAAUGAGAUCCGAACACCUGUAACCAAGGAUGACAUUGUAGCUGAGGUUGCGAGGCAACUUGCUGUGAACAUCCAUCCUGACAACCUACACCUACCAUCCCAACUCUCAUCCCUGGGUGAACACGAAGUGCCCCUGCGCCUUCCCAGGGAAAUACCCCGCCCAGAAGGAAGGCUUCAAUGGACUUUAAAUAUCAAGAUUUGCCGGAAAUGAAUUCUUUUUGCAGCCUCCUUAAACAGACGAUUAGUAAGAAAUUCUCUAACUUGUUGCAGGACAACCAUGAACCUGCCAAGUAUUUCAUAAAUUUUGCAAUUUUUCAAUGUUUUAUUUAACUCAAGUGGGGUGAUUUUUCAUUCAAUUGCGAUGUAUGUUUAAUUCAAGAAAGAAUCCUUGAAUAUGCCAUCUA